Molecule: messenger RNA, 1783 nt
Organism: Bolinopsis microptera
Lineage: Eukaryota; Metazoa; Ctenophora; Tentaculata; Lobata; Bolinopsidae
Product: heterogeneous nuclear ribonucleoprotein Q-like
Exons: 7
Coding region: 18-1277 (419 amino acids)
Cellular component (GO): nucleus; ribonucleoprotein complex
Molecular function (GO): mRNA binding
Source: RefSeq, a predicted model, not a curated record
AUUUUAAUCAGGUAGAUAUGGACGAGAAUGAAGCAAAUGAUGAAAAUGAGAAGACUGAAACUGAAGAGUGUCCUCAUUCAGAUGCUAUACAGGAGCUGUUAGGCCGCACUGGUUAUAAACUUGAAGUAUUCCCGUCCAGCCGUGUUUACGGAGGUCCUCCACCAGACUUCACAGGAGAUGAACCUAAGGAGGAGUGUCAGGUCUUUAUUGGUCGCCUGCCCCCUGAGAUGAAGGAAGACGAAAUUAUCCCAGUUUUUGAGAAGAUUGGUAAAAUUUAUGUCAUGCGGUUGAUAAUGGAGAGACUUCCCUCUACAAAUAGCCGGGGAUAUGCCUUUCUGUGUUACCUGACACCAGAACACGCUGCUACAGCUAUAACAGAACUAAAUGGCCACGAGAUCAGAGCAGGUGUUAACAUAGCCGUGUCUAAAUCUGAGGGCAACAAGAGGCUGUACAUGGGAAACAUACACAAAGAGAAAACACAGGAAGAGUUGCUGAAUGAGUUGCAGAUACUCUUCACAGGGGUCAAGAGUGUAUUUGUUCAGCAAGAUCUUAAUGAACCUAGCCAUAAUCGAGGGUAUGCGUUUGUUGAUUUUGCCGAUCACAAGACAGCUGUAGACAUAAGACGUCAGUGUGCAACCGACCGUAAGAUUCUUUUUGGGAGACAAAUUCGUAAUGUGGACUGGGCUGAUGUUCAACAAGGGUACAGUGAGCCGGAUCCUGAUUCGGUCAAGUCUCUGCACAUAGCCCCCGUAACAGAUGAAACAACAGAGGAGAUGAUCAAAGAGAAGUUUGGAGAGUUUGGAACAGUGGAGAAGGUUCAGAAGAUAAGGGACUACGCGUUUGUGCAUCUUAGCACUAGGGAGGAGGCUGUGAAGGCGAAGGAGACCGCUGAAAAAACACUAAAUGGAGCAGAGAUUGAAAUAUCGUUUGCCAAGCCGAGACUUCCCGCCAAAAAGAGGAAAUCACGUGGAGGUCGUGGUGGUUACCGAGGAGGUCGGGGAGGCGGUGGUUACUAUCCCAACUUUGAUUACUACGGGGACCCUACGUACGGUGGGGGUGAUAUGGACGGGUACGACUACGGGUACGAUAUGUACGGAGGAGGUGGUGGUGGUUACUAUGACAACUACAGCGGGGCUGGUAGAGGCAGGGGAGGAGGUUCAGGGGUGUGGAUGACGAAAAGAAGGAAACCAAAUGAGGAGAGAAAAGCGGAAGAGAAGUGGUUGGAUCCUAACGUAGCGGACCAGGUGGGCGGUAACGCUGGAGGCAACUGGUGGUAGACAAUAUAAACUAGAAUUAAGUAAUUGAUAAGUUAAUUAAUCAAUAUUAUAUGUGUGUGUACUGUGUUGGAGUUGUGAGCUUUCAUUUUCCGUCAUCAAUGCUAAAUUUAUGUGCUUACGAUUUUAUUUAUUUUAUAUUAUUGACAGAAUUUGGUCAUAUGAAAAGCAGCAAUUAAAGAUGCAAACUUAAAAAUAUUAAAAUAAAAAGAUAAUCUUACACGAACAGCUGUGGUGUGAACAAUUAAUUAUGCACAUUUUUAUUCAUACUAUUAGAGUUAUAUUUUAUUAAUCUAUUGAAAGCAGUAAUAUGAUCAUGUUCAUGGUUGAACUUAAAAGGUUGUACGAAUGAAUUAUAUUAUUUUCAGAUAUUCUGAAAUAUCUGUAUUUUUCCUGUUCAAAUGCGAGUUGGCAUAAAUCUUUGUUUUCAAGUCAGAAUGACUGAUAUAUAAUAAUUAAAUUUUCAGUGCAGCGUGCUGCGGCUUAUUUUUAUUUAAAUCAUGAUACAA